UAUUGCUAGGAAUAUCUACCAUUCUCCCGAUACUAUAUAACAACCUGCCACACACCAAACUAACUGGUAAAGUAGAGUGAUAAACCAUCAUCAUAUUAUUGCUUACGCUUUUCAUUUUAUUAUACACCUACCCAAAACUAUGUCACCCUUAGAACUAACCUUCUACACCAUAUCCCUUGCCAUCUUCAUCUACUACCUCAUAACCACAAUUUUCUCCCGAUACCCCGGCCCACUUCCGCCAGGCCCGAAACCAUGGCCCAUAGUGGGAAACCUUCCACAUAUGGGCCCAGUCCCACAUCAGGGCCUGGCUAAGCUAGCCCAAAAGUAUGGGCCACUUCUCCACCUAAGAUUGGGCUACGUCCAUGUGGUGGUGGCGGCAUCAGCUUCGGUUGCAGCUGAGUUCUUAAAGGCCCAUGAUGCUAAUUUCUCAAGUAGGCCCCCUAAUUCGGGUGCAAAGUAUAUUGCUUAUAACUACCAAGACUUGGUCUUUGCACCAUAUGGUCCAAGGUGGAGGAUGCUUAGGAAAAUUUCUUCUCUUCACUUGUUCUCUGCUAAGGCCUUAGAAGACUACAAACCUAUUAGACAGGAGGAAGUUGGUAUACUUACAAAGGCACUAGCAAAGUCAGGAUCAAACAAUCCAAUUCAACUAGGACAACUUUUGAAUGUGUGCACCACCAAUGCCCUCUCAAGGGCGAUGCUUGGACGGAGAGUUUUUGGCGACGGCACCGGAAAAAGUGAUACAAAAUCUGAGGAAUUCAAGGAUAUGGUGAUGGAAGUGAUGGUUCUUGCCGGAGAAUUUAACAUUGGUGAUUUCGUGCCGGCGUUAGAAUGGCUAGACUUGCAAGGGAUUGCUUCUAAGAUGAAGAAGCUACAUAAAAGGUUUGAUAGUUUUCUUGGUGCCAUUUUGGAAGAACACAAGACUAAUCCUAAGGGUGAUCAUGGAAGAGACUUCCUCAGCACUUUGAUCUCUUUGAAGGAUAAUUAUGAUGAUGAGGAUGGCAAAUUGACUGAUACUGAAAUCAAGGCCUUGCUCUUGAACAUGUUCACAGCAGGAACAGACACAUCAUCAAGCACAACAGAAUGGGCCAUAGCAGAACUAAUUCGACAUCCAAAGAUCUUAGACAAAGUCCAGCAAGAGCUAAACUCAAUUGUGGGCCAAGACCGACUAGUUAACGAAUCAGACCUACCCAAUUUACCUUACUUCCAAGCCAUGAUCAAGGAGGUAUUUCGGCUCCACCCAUCAACACCACUCUCCCUCCCUCGGAUAUCCGCUGACCCAUGUGAAAUAAAUGGUUAUUACAUCCCUAAAAACACCACCCUAUUAGUUAAUGUAUGGGCCAUCGCACGUGAUCCAAACGUAUGGUCCAACCCACUAGAGUUUCAGCCUGAAAGAUUCUUACCGGGUGGAGAGAGGCCCAAUGCAGAUAUUAAGGGUAAUGAUUUUGAAGUGAUCCCAUUUGGGGCAGGCCGAAGGAUAUGUGCUGGGAUGAGUUUGGGCCUUCGUAUGGUCCAAUUAUUGACAGCUACUUUGGUCCAUGGAUUUGAUUGGAAAUUGGCUGAUGGGCUUAUGUCCGAGAAGUUGAACAUGGAGGAGGCUUAUGGGCUGACCUUGCAGCGAAAGAUACCCUUGGCGGUCCACCCAUUACCUAGGUUGUCAGCCCAUGCUUAUAACUUAUAAGACUGCCACAGUUAGAGUAUGUCUUCAUAAUUGGAAUUUGCAGCUUAUGCACUAUAGAGAAUAAUGACUUUCCGGUAUACUACAAAUUGAAGAUGAUUAUAGUUAAGAGUAGCAAAUAUUAGUUUGUGUGCGUUUGUGCUCCUUGUAAUUUUUUUUUUUUGAAGAACACUAUAAUGGCGUAGAAAUGCUAUGGUUUACUCAGGGUUCCUUUUUAUCUGAGUCUUCUUACAAAUUUGGUGAUAUUUGAUUUUUAUAGA
Molecule: messenger RNA, 1935 nt
Organism: Beta vulgaris subsp. vulgaris (sugar beet)
Lineage: Eukaryota; Viridiplantae; Streptophyta; Magnoliopsida; Caryophyllales; Amaranthaceae
Product: flavonoid 3'-monooxygenase
Exons: 3
Coding region: 140-1678 (512 amino acids)
Molecular function (GO): iron ion binding; monooxygenase activity; heme binding
Source: RefSeq, a predicted model, not a curated record